AUGAAUUCUUGGAUUCUUGGUAGUGCAGUUAAUGCUUCUCUUAAUAUUGUCUCUAAUUCAACAUCUGUUCUAUUCCAAUAUCCAUGUAACUCAACUUCUAACUGUACUUGGUAUGAAACAAGCCUUCCCGGAGGCUACUACAAAGUCGAAGUUUGGGGAGCACAAGGUGGGGAAAGUUAUUGUAUGGGGCGUUUUAAGCAAGCACAGGGAAAAGGCGGCUAUUCCGUCGGCGUUCUUUUCUUGACAGAGGAGACAAAAGUUUACGUUUAUAUUGGAGGUCAAGGUGAAAGUGGAAUGAAACCAUCGACACGAGACGCAAAAGGCGGUUUCAAUGGCGGGGGAGAUAGCCAGAAAGAUGACGAUAAUGAUGAUCAAGGAGGUGCUGGAGGAGGUGCAACAGAUAUCAGGAUAAAUGGAAAUCAGUUAGAAAACAGAGUGAUUGUUGCAGGUGAUGGUGGGGAAAACGGUUGGGACAGCGGCUAUUAUGGUUAUUGGGCAACUAGUUAUGGCGGAGGAAUUGAAGGAGGCAGGCCAAGACAAUAUCAACAUUAUGGUACUGCUGCAUCACAAACUGAUGGAUAUUCACUUGGAUUUGGCGAAAAAGGCCAGUUUUUUGGUGGAGCUAGUUCCGGCGGUGGUGGUGGAGGGUAUUAUGGAGCCAAUACCAUUUGGGUACAGUAUGGUGGCGGUUCUGGUGGUGGUGGGUCAGGUUAUAUCGGUAAAGUUAUUUCAUUCAGUGGGAUUGAGAAGAAAACAAUUCCAGGAAAUGAAACAAUUCCAACACCAACUGGAGAUCCACCAACUUCCUAUGGUUGGUCUGACAAUGGAGCCGCACGUAUAACAGUUAUUGGAUACUUUCUGACCUUAACUGACAAAAUUGAAGAUUGCUAUUCCAUUUAUGACACAAUUCACCUCCACUUCCGCGUCAACACCCUUGGAUCAGGCGAAGAAUGUACAGUAACUAGGGUUCUGGAUGGGCAAACAAAAGUAAUAACACACACUGAUGAAGGUACUCCAUUUACUAUUGUCGAUGAUAUAACUCCAUCUAAAAAGCUAGGUAAUUAUACAAUAGAAUACACAGUUACAUCGAAAAGUGGAGAUGUGACGACUAAGAGUAUUCCAAUUGCUAUCAAUUACAAACCCAGAAUGACUGUCAAUGUAGAGUUCAAGAUGCAAUACGCAAAACUUCUGAUGAAUCUUCCUAAACUUUAA
Trichomonas vaginalis G3 is the source of this 1212-nucleotide messenger RNA. RefSeq names its product glycine-rich protein family. The record is from RefSeq and is a predicted model, not a curated record. The transcript has a single exon. Bases 1 to 1212 code for a protein of 403 amino acids. Lineage: Eukaryota; Parabasalia; Trichomonadida; Trichomonadidae.